CCUCUAUAUUCCCCUUACGGCUCUCCUUCCUUGCAAGACUUCCCAAAUACGAGAGCGAAUUUCGGCCUCACCGGCACACAACCACCACUAUCCGGACAGGCCGAAUCGACGACACCACCCUUCCAGGUUCGCCACUGCCUCUGAGCAGAGGGCGAUCCGAGGCACUGUCCCUGAAAGUUGGCGCAACGCUGAAUGAGGUCUGGCAGGAAGUUGAUCGUCAACAAUUAAGGUGAGUCCACCUAUUGCUCAAUCGCUGGAAAAUCGGCCUCUUGUUACGCAAGGAUGGCUUCGUUCUGACUGCCAGCCGGAAAAUGGACGUGCCAAGCUAGUGGCAGCCAGUUAGGGACGCAAUGAAAAAGCGCAAGUUGGUCGAUAACGCGCAGCACCUGAGUCGGCUGAACAACAACAAGGUGCCGUCCAACGCGGAAAUCGCCAAGAAACGGAAAAAGUUCAACUUGGACGGCGCCGACGGCCCGAAACCCAGCGACCCCGAGUACAACGCAGGCGAUCUGUCCAAUCAGGAGAAAUUUCUCCUCGAAACCAAGGCGGCUUUGAAAAGUUUGUCGGGCAGCUGGCCCAAUUCGCAAAACCCUUCCGACGACCGUUACGAAAAACCAAAUUUUGAAAAUUUAUUCGAAGAAAAUGGAAAAAAGUUCGGCCUAAUCGCUCCGGUCAGUUCGAGCAAAAGUAAGGCGCCGACCAACAACAACAAGGGUAGUGAAACCAUAAAAGACGUGGUCACUCUCAGUAGCUCAAAUAGUAACGUCGUUAGUGAGGAGAAGGAGGACAAAUCAGUUGAAAUUCCGGAGGAUACAAACAGGGAGCAGGGAAAAGUCGGCGAGGAUCAAGAGCCGGAGGAGGAGAAAAGAAACGCGCAAGAACCGGCCAAACCGCAGCUCGAGCCGAAAAAGAACGAAAAUCCAAUAGAGAAUUUGCUGAAAAUCGAAACCGAGUGCGAGAAGAUCCCGGCCAAAGACGAGAAGAAGCAGUUUUUCUACAACAAUCAGUUUGACAAAUCAGAAUUCAACAGUUUCAAACUCAGCGACGCAACGUACGUCCCGUCGGCGCCCUACGAAGAAGGGCCCAAGGAGAGGAUCGUGGACAGUCCCAACUCGCCAGGCAGCGGAAAGCGGUACACCGUCCUCCAACCAGCGUCCGCCGACUCCAAGGCCGCCAGCCAGAUUCAGGACAUUGCCAAAAUCGGGGUCAAUGUGAUCCAGCCUUCCAAAGAGAACGCCCUGGACGCGGACAAGUUGAAACCGGGCGACGAACCGCCCCUAUCGCCGGACAAUCCAUCAAACGGCAGAGAGGGUAACAAGUGCCCGACGCCGGGCUGCACCGGCCAGGGCCACGUGACCGGACUCUACUCGCACCACAGGAGUCUGUCCGGAUGUCCUAGGAAGGACAAGGUGACGCCGGAAAUUCUGGCGAUGCACGAGACGAUUCUGAAGUGCCCCACGCCCGGUUGCAACGGCCGAGGUCACGUCUCGACCAACAGAAACACCCACCGCAGCCUGUCGGGCUGUCCAUUGGCCGCCGCCUCUAAACAGGCCUCCCGAGAGAAGACCAAAUUAGCAUCCAACAUGUCUUCGCGAGCGAGUUCUCUGUCUGGAGACUACUGCUCGUACAGCACAAAAGGCGUCAGCCCGUGCAGCCAGAGUCCCAAUUCGCAGAGCUCAAGCGACGCCAAGCCGUGCUACACCAUGCUGCAGCAGUCGGCCAAAUCUCCACUGUGCGUCGCUUCGCCGUCGCACGAGUUUUCGGCCCAGUCUCCGUACUACAAACAGUCUGAAAAAAACCUUGAAUACCGACUUUCAGGGGCGCCAACUCCUCCACCAAUGAAGCGCUCCCUGUCCGAAGACUCACCAGCCACCCCACUCGAGGACAGACGCUACCUCAAGUCUGAGGACAGCGGUCUCGCCUCCAGCGGUUCCAGCAACGAAAUCGAGUCAAACAAGGUUCCCAAGGCGGAGGUGGCAGCCGCCUCCGGAGGGCCCUCGUCGGCCGCGUGCCGAAUGUCCUACGAGUACCACCAGGACUCAAACUCGUCCAGCAGCUGCAUCGACCCUGCCAUGAGCGCCCAGCCGCCUCCGCAGCCUCCGCCGCCCCCACCGGCCGCCUCCAUCGGCCCCCAGCCGGCGGCCAGUGGCCAACAGCCCCACCAACAGCAACAGCAGCAAUACGCGGCGCUGGAGGAUGCGAGGUACGAGAGCGACAUGUACCGAUACGGGGUGUAUUCGCACCCCGAACGACCGUCCUACGAGCACGUCAUGUACGACCAGAGGGCGGCCAUGUACUCCUACUCGGACCUUUCACAUGUUCCGUCUCACUACGAAAACCAGCAGCACGGUUCAGUAAGCGUCGGAAAGGAGGGCGAAACUCAACUUCCGAAUUCAAAUUUAUACCAGCGGUCGGUCUAUCCGUACGAAGACUCCUCAAACGCUGCCAGCAGCAUGGGUUCGCAAAUGCCGCCGACACUAUGUCCUUCCACCAUCAACCCAUUCAGCUCAGCGAUCAAUCUAUCGCGGAAGGCCGACGACUCCCCCCUUUCGAUUCGGAACCAAACUCAGAUCUCUCCUGGUGGCUCAGUCAUUGACUUGUCGACGUCCAGCGUUGCGUCCAACAGCCCUCACUACGCAACCAGCAUGAGCCCCCAGCACGUUAACGGCGGCAUCCGGACCAGAGCGCUCGACGGCACGGCCGUGGCCAGUCCGAACCACUUGAGCAACCAGUCGGCCACGGUGCCCAGUCCUCAGGUGCACACGCUGGACCUCAGUGUGAACCGCGGCGGCGAAAGCCCGCUCUACUCGGCGGAGAGUGCGGCGGCGGUUGCCGCCAUCCAGGGCGCACACCCGCCCGCUACUGCUCGCCGCUUCCUAUCGCCCGUCGAGCAGACCGAGCCCGUCGACUUUUCCACCGCCAACGAGCCUGUCAACUUCAGCGGCAGUCGCCUCGUGGCGCUACCUCCCGGCUACGCGUACAGCAGGACUUCCAGUCCCGAGUCCACCCAGCAGCCCUACCUCGACUACAGGGACAACCCUGCCGCCGUCGCAGCAGGUCUGACCUCGGGCUACAUCAGCCCGCACUACUCGUCGGUGGUGCCCACGUCGGAGUACUCGGGCUACAACCCGUAUUAUGCGUGCAACACGAGCAACCUGUCAAACUCCCCUUACGCCAAUUACCACGCGAGCAACGCCGGCUACGCCAACUGCAUCCCCCAGGCCAACAGUGCCAGUUCUUAUUCUUCCAUGUUACCCUCGUCAGCGGCCGGCGGCGCCGUGAACGGCGUGGCUGGCGGUGACGGCAUGGGCAAGAAGGACGACGUCGGUCUGUCCGGCUGCUCGCGUUCCGACCGCGGAUCUGUGCAGCCGCACUCGCAGGAGCUGAAAUGUCCAACCCCCGGUUGUGACGGCUCAGGACACGUGACCGGCAACUACUCGUCGCACCGCUCUUUGUCCGGCUGUCCAAGAGCCAACAAACCCAAGAGCAAGCCGCGAGACGGCCAAGACUCGGAGCCACUGAGUCAAUUUUCCCCUAGGUGUCCCAUUCCAGGUUGUGAUGGAUCAGGUCAUGCCACCGGCAAGUUCCUGUCGCACAGAAGUGCGUCCGGCUGUCCCAUAGCCAACCGAAACAAGAUGAGAGUGAUGGACAGUGCUUCGGCGGGAAGUUCCCUGAUGGGCGGUCCCUCGGUGGACCUGCACCACAAAGACGUCGGCUACUUUGCUGGCGCGAUGGCCGCCGCCGCCGUGGCCGGAGGCAUCAAGUACGACCAACUGCAGCCGUCGUCUGCAGGUCACCUCCCCUCGGGCGCUGGCGGUGCCAGUCUGCAGCCGGGGGGCUGCAGUGGGGGUGGGGCGGAUGGCAGCAGCAACCUGACAGUGACGCAUUUAGGACCUUCAUUCCUGGCGCACCGAGCGAGCUGUGGCACCAGCAGCCCGACCCACCCCCCAUCCAGCCUCUCGCCACCACCUCCUGCUGGACUGCUCAAUAACAAAGUUGUGAAGAACAAGUACUCGGCUGGUGAACACCACGUGCUCGCCAGCAUGUACAAGCCUAAUAAUUUGGGACCUCCUACUGAUAAUAACAAUGCGCCAGGUGAAGGCGGGGAAGAUUUAAUGACGCUGGAGGCCGAAAUUAGUGAGCUGCAGCGCGAAAACGCUAGGGUAGAAUCGCAAAUGUUGCGUUUGCGGUCAGACAUUACUGCAAUGGAAGCGCACCUGAGAAGUGGAGAUAAGGAAACCCCGGAAAUUGCUCAAAGAAGUAACGACUUAACCAAUUACUACGAGAGUAUUAGGAAUAACGUGAUCACGCUGCUAGAGCACGUGAGGAUACCCGGUAACCAAGAUAAGCUUGCUCACGACAACUUCGAUGCGUACAUCACCAAGCUGCAAAACCUGUGCAACUCCGGCGACUGUCCGCCUCCGUCAGGCUACUCGACCAGUCACCACCUUUACCAGAGUGGCGCCAACCCUUACGCGGGCAUGGACGCGGACACCGGCAGACCCAUCAUUUUUGAAUCUGUGAAGAACGCCCUGCAAGAUUAUCACUGUUUACCAACGCCCAUUUAAAAAAUUGUCACAUAAAAUUUAGUCAUUAGAUGUUGAGAUACACGGUGGUUUACGUACUCUAUUCUCGCAAAAAUUUAGCAUCAAGACACACAGCCCGUCAUGCAGUGGUUCAAAAAUAUUUAUGGAUGUGCGUGCAAAAUGUAUGGGUAGAAGAGACACUUGAUUAUAGAAUGGCAGAUGUACUAAACAAAAUGUGUGUAUUAACGGAAUUUCUUUUUUUUUUAAUUCUUUGCGCAUUUCAUUCCUGCAAUUUUUCCAAAUUUUUGAAAGUUUUCUCAAUUUUUUCCUAAUGGCUUUUUGGUGAUGUGCAAUCAUUUUAUCUCCUGUCACCUGUUAAAACGCUCAAUUCUGAUAAAUUAGUCAUGGCGAUACGAUUAAGAGUGAAAUUAGUUGUUAGCGGCAUGCAAGAAAUCUUUCGGUGUGUAAAUAUUUAAAAUAUGCAGUAUACUGGACAGCGCAUUCAAUCUCCCCGCUUUCAUAACGAAUUAGCGUAAAAUACAUAUUAAGGAAAAAAUAAAUAAAAAAUUAAGGCAGGAAUAUGAAACCCAAAAAUCGCAGAGAACUAAAAAAAUCCUCUCAUGUUUUUGUAGUAAAUAGCUCCGGGCAUUGUAAAGUGAAUUGUGUACAUUAAUCAAACUCUCUAUCUAUUUGCUCAAAAAUCCACGGCAGAGAAGCGAGACAACUCGCACACUCGAGUAAUGCAAGAUAAAACAACAUUUCCUCUGCUCUGAAAAAAAUUAAAUUUUUCUUUAAAAUUAUCUGUCUCUUGUAAAAAUUUGAAAAUGGUACAUCUUUUCAUUUGUAAAGAAGUCGGGCUAACGUACAGGGAGAUGCAAAACCAGUUUUGGAAAACUCAAUGUCUUUGAUGUCCUCCAAGUAUAAUAUUAUUCCUGUUAGCUGGAGCUGAAUAUUACUUUGGUCAUCAUGAAUGAAUCUCUCUCCUCUCUUACUGUGAUUUAAUUGGUUCACAAUCUCAUUUUAUAGCUGUGCUCCAUUUAAUUACUCUCCUAGUUUUGCAAUAUCUAGUCUUUAUAAACAUAAAAUGAUUUUUUAGGAGGCUGAAGUUUAUUGAACUCCUACGAAACGAUCUAUUGAUCUCUAUGUUUACCAAUUAAAUAAAAAUUAGUGUUAUGUGUAAAGAUAUAAAGAUGACCCAGUUAAUUGAGCAAGUAGUAAAAAAAAACAAAUGCCACAAGUAUAUAAUUAAUUAUUCAUUAAAGGGAGAAAGAUUUUUCCAGCACAUACAUAUUUUAACGGCUUUUGUAUAUAAUUUGCACAAAACAUUUUUGCGAUUUUAGCCUCCAGCAGCAUCCACAUGAUAGAAAAAGAAUAACUGUUGUAAAUAAAAUUAUGCUCAACUUGUUCGACUUCAUUGUACGUCCUUCUAUCACAGCUUAAACUCGAGAGUUCGAAAAACGCAAUGUUAAAAGCAGACGAGAAUUUUUUCUGAUAGUUUUUUCUGCUCGUUUGGUUGUUACGAUCAAAGCAUGAUGUUUUAUCACACAGUUGUUUUGUUGUCUGUUACCAAUUAUGCAAUAUGCUGACCAUUUAUAUAAUAUUAGAAAUAAAUUUAAAUAAAAAAACGCUCCCAGAAACUCAUCAAUCAACCUGGGCGCUGAGGAAAAUUUGUCGAUUGGGAAUAAAAUUUUUGUUUGCGCAGCUCCGUAAAUGUUACAAAAUAUGAAAUCAUCAGUGUAAUCCAAAAACGUAGAUGGAAUGAGA
Messenger RNA from Neocloeon triangulifer, 6290 nucleotides. RefSeq lists its product as uncharacterized. Bases 351 to 4568 code for a protein of 1405 amino acids. The transcript is spliced from 22 exons. Gene Ontology annotation, cellular component: nucleus. Gene Ontology annotation, molecular function: zinc ion binding; DNA-binding transcription factor activity, RNA polymerase II-specific; RNA polymerase II cis-regulatory region sequence-specific DNA binding. Gene Ontology annotation, biological process: regulation of transcription by RNA polymerase II. Lineage: Eukaryota; Metazoa; Arthropoda; Insecta; Ephemeroptera; Baetidae. The record is from RefSeq and is a predicted model, not a curated record.